Molecule: messenger RNA, 3430 nt
Organism: Diachasmimorpha longicaudata
Lineage: Eukaryota; Metazoa; Arthropoda; Insecta; Hymenoptera; Braconidae
Product: calcyphosin-like protein
Exons: 5
Coding region: 173-814 (213 amino acids)
Molecular function (GO): calcium ion binding
Source: RefSeq, a predicted model, not a curated record
UUUUGCCGAGUCACAUCGGACACUCCCGACAUAUUCCGCACCCAUCGACCUUAUCAUUUCCUCGAAAUCAUCUCUGCAAUUUCCAUCAAAUUCAUUUAUCAUCCGGUGGUUUUUAUCAGUCAUCAACCUGCUGCGAAAACGCUUUCGUUCUUUUUUACAGACAAUAAAGACUAUGUUUCAUAGACCGGUGAGCGCCACGACGAGACAGGAGGCUGAAAUGGUGAACUGGGCUCAAAGGGCUAUUCAUGGGGCCGCGGAUGCAAUUGAAAAGCUUCGUCUUCUGUGUCUUUCACGAGGGGCCAACGGUAUUCUCGGGUUAGCCAGAGUGUUUCGUCGAAUGGACGAGGACGGAAAUAAACAAUUAAGCAAAGAAGAGCUAAUAGAGGGCCUCGGUGAAAUGGGCUUCGAACUUAAUGAGGGUGAGAUCGAUGAGAUAAUGAGCAAAUUGGAUGUCGAUGGAAACGGAAGCAUAGACCUCACCGAAUUCAUUACCGCUGUUCGUCCCCCCAUGUCGGAAAAUCGGCGGAAAGUGGUGGAACAAGCCUUCCAAAAGCUAGACAAAAAUGGUGACGGAGAGAUAACCGUCGAGGAUCUUCGUGGUGUCUAUAAUGUCAAGUGUCAUCCUCGUUACAUUAGUGGCGAAGAAAGUGAAGAGAGUAUAAUGAAAAAAUUCCUGGAAAAUUUUGAGCAGGAUGCAACUAAAGAUGGCAUCGUAACUGAGGAGGAAUUCAUAAAUUAUUACAGUGCGAUGAGCGCGAGUAUCGAUCACGAUGCCUACUUCGAUCUCAUGAUUCGUAAUGCCUACAAGUUGUAAUCCAGGCAAGUUCCUCGCUUUUUUACUCCACUGAAACCAUGUGGAUAUACCCUUUUUAGCAUUAAGACCGUACAAGUUAUAAGUAUAAGUUAAGCAUCAGUUUUGAAGAUCAGUUGUGGAUUUUUUGCGAUACGUAGCUGAUGGAGAUAAUUCUGUGUGAGAUUUGUCAAUAAAAUUUGUGGCGUUUCGUGGCAAAUGAACCUUAAAAAUUAGGAUCUCAAGCGCCUUUCUAUUGCUAUCUCUCUUGCAAGUGGCCCUGAGCCGAGUCAGGGCUUUUCUGCAGGACAGUCUGAAUGACAAUUAUUUCAGUGAAACAGACUGUGAAUAUUCUACUUAAAUGAAAACCGCCAGUGACUUAUUUUUCCGUUUAUUAUGGAACUUUCGCCGUUACAUAUCUUUUUAAGUUUCAUUAAUCAUUAAAUCGAAACUAAUAAACUACUUCGAUUAUAGCGAAUGAGUAUUCAAUAUAAGAAUAAAUACUUCGGCCCAAAUAGAGGCUGAAGUGAGUAUAUGGGUAGGAAAUACAUGAGUACGAAAGCUUCAAUAGCUAAGUGACUUAAUGAAUAAUUAUCACUUGUGGGAGUCCACAUAACGAGAGCAAAAUGUGUUUUGCAAACUUACAUCUAUGAAAGGAAGUAAUGUGGAAGGUUCACUCGCGAAUUUUAGCCUUGAGGUCUCGACAUUCAAUGUCGAGGAGCUCGAUCUUCUUCCCAAAGUGUCGUUCCAUUUCCUGGCAGAUGGCCAUUGCCUGGGGGGAGUCGAUCAGAUUUAUAGCGAUUCCCUUCUUUCCAAAUCUGCCUGUUCUACCGAUCCUGUGGAGGUACGUCUCGUGGUCUGCAUUGCACUGCCGAUCAACUGGCAGAUCAUAAUUAACUACCAGCGAUACCUGGUCUACGUCAAUGCCUGGGAGGAAAUGCAAUUGGGAAAUUAGAUUGGAUUUUCCGGGGCUACGAACGGGAAUUGAUUCUACGGUAUUACUUUUAUCAAUUUUUUUUUCUGCGCUAUUAACUGGGAGUAAAAAACCGCCUGAUUACCUCGUGAUAACACAUUAGUCGUCACCAUAACUGUGACACAGCCCUCCUUAAAGAGAUCAAGAACUCCGAUUCGUUCCUCUACAGUCAUAUCUCCAGAUAAAACGGCAACAGUGAAUCCCUCAUCCAUCAUUUUUCGAGCUAGCCAUCCAGCAGUCGUCCUCGUUCGACAAAAAAUGAUUGCCUGUCCUGUGAGAUUAGUAUAAAUAGUUGUGAUAGCAUCGUAUUUGGCUUCCUCAGUCUGGCAUUGGACGAGGAAUUGCUUGACGUUAUCCAAACACUCCUCCUCCUUCCUCAGUCUGAUGAUCAUUGGAUCGUCGACAAUCAUCUCAGCGAACUCCAUCACUUCUUUUUCAUACGUCGCGGAGAAGAACAUUAUUGAACAGGUCUUGGAUAACAGCUUGUGCAUCCUGAUACACUGACUCUGAUAGCCCUGAGUGGCAAUCAUCACAUCUGCCUCAUCAAGCACAAAAACGUUGAUUUUGGUGAGAUCGAAGAAUCGAAAUUUGAGGGACCAGUCCAAGACUUUGCCAGGGGUUCCGAUAAUAAUGUGCUCGGUGAUCUUCUCACCUCUUGACAGCAUUUCUCCCCUCACAGCAUAUUUUAACUUGAUCUCGGGACAAUGUUUGGACAUCUUGGCAGCUUCUUCCCCCGUCUGAAUAGCCAACUCAUAAGUAGGUGAUAAACAGAGCACCUGGGGAUAAGAUUUCGACGUGUCGACUCUGCUUAACAUGGCCAGCACGAAAGCAGCUGUUUUACCAGUGCCAGACUGGGACUGAGCGAUCAUAUUCCCUGGUGGAUCCGCGAGUAAAGUUGGUAGGGCCAUUUCCUGGAUCUUUGAGGGCUUCAUGAAGCCCAUGUCGUAGACCCCUCUCAGCAGUUUCGGCUGGAGUUUCAGAUCCUCGAAUGAUUUCACGCUGUACAGGGGUGAGUUUGGAUUCUUACGCUGAAUUUCUACCUCUUGCUUUGAUUCAAUGAGAGUUUUGCGGAGGAGUUUCUUGAGGAGGGAUUCUUCUGCUGCUGUCGGGGUGUCAUCGAUUUCGGGAUCGGGAGCAUUGAAUUUGCUGGGGUGUCCCAGAGACAAGGGCUGUAUCUGAUGAAAGAAUUGAAAAACUGAAUAGAAAUGAACAAAAAAAAUGGGAAAAUACAUUUCUACAUGACUUCGACAGCCUUUUUAUUAUUAACAAACGUCACAGGAUGAGGCAAAAUGGAUAUUUUUUAGUUUUAUUUUUAUAUUCACAAUUCAGGAAUAAAUUCAAUGGAAGAGGGAGUCUAGAACUAUUUGUUUGAGGUUAGAAACAACUGUAUUCCUUAAUGAAAAUGGAAAAAGGAUUUGCAAAUGACCCUGACUAGGAAGAAAAUAUUUUUGAGAGCUUCUUUGUUAAUGACAAUGAAAUAAUAACGGAAUCUAUCACUCCAAGGGGUCCUUUUAACCUCAGGAGAAUAAUCGGCGGACAUUCGCUUUACAAAAAUGCGAAAGGUGUUUAUGAAAAAAUAGCAGGAAACAAGGAUAAAUAAAGAAUGUUUAUAUCUUCUACAAACGUAUUGUUAUUAACAAAUAGACCAGGAUGGCACGAAAUAGAGA